Messenger RNA from Diorhabda sublineata, 12456 nucleotides. RefSeq lists its product as uncharacterized. The record is from RefSeq and is a predicted model, not a curated record. Gene Ontology annotation, cellular component: cytoplasm. Gene Ontology annotation, molecular function: ATP binding; tau-protein kinase activity; protein serine/threonine kinase activity. Lineage: Eukaryota; Metazoa; Arthropoda; Insecta; Coleoptera; Chrysomelidae. Bases 646 to 6609 code for a protein of 1987 amino acids. The transcript has 17 exons. Gene Ontology annotation, biological process: microtubule cytoskeleton organization; intracellular signal transduction; protein phosphorylation.
AUAUUCGAUUUUUUACUAAUAGCGUGACAUCCCCAGCCAGUGGAAGAAAAUUUUUAGUCUACGUUUAAUCAGAAAAACCAAGAGAAUUAUAAUAUUUAUGUAAUAAAUUUAAUUGAUAUCUGUACACGGGAAACAGAAAAACUUAUAAUCAAACACUAGAAUAUUAUAUGAAUUAAUUCAAUUUAUUUCUUAUGUAUAGAUGAUUUAGUGAAAAUCAUAUCAAAUUUAAACCUAUUAAUAAUAUACACAAUAAUUUAUAUGGUUGUGUAUUUUCAUAUCAACAUUUUAUUGAGCUUAAUGGCUUCUAAGAAAGCAAAUAAUUCAAAAAGAACCAAAAUGGAUUCUAGCAAUCAAACGAGGAGAUUAAAAAAAUAGAAGUACGCCACAGACACAUUCCUUAUAUACUAUUUUUAAACAUAGAAGAAACAUGGCGGUGUUCGGACAUUAUCCGACGAGCCUUUAAGUUAUCGGAGAUAAAAAAUACUCGAAAGUUGCACAAUUGAAGCAUGUAAAUUAAAGCAAAUAAUAGUGCCCAUAGUGAAAAAGUGUUUAAAAUUUUAGUUUAGGAAUAAUUUUUCUAAGUAGUGCUUGAAUUCGACCGUAAAUUUUUUGGGUGGAUUUAAACUUCUUCCAACUGAUUCCAAAAUGGUUGUAGGAGAAGGAAUAAAUAACAUUAUGGGGGGUAUAGAAAACACAGGAACAGUGAAACAACAUAAUCACAAAAAGAAACUCAGGCAAAGAUUUGAUAUUAUAAAGAAAUUAGGCCAAGGGACAUUUGGUAAAGUACAGCUAGGAAUAAAUAAAGAGACAGGUCAAGAGGUUGCUAUUAAAACUAUAAAGAAAUCAAAAAUAGAAACUGAAGCUGACUUGGUUAGAAUUAGAAGAGAAAUCCAAAUCAUGUCUUCAGUUCAACAUCCCAAUAUCAUACAUAUAUAUGAAGUGUUUGAAAAUAGAGAAAAGAUGGUUCUAGUCAUGGAAUAUGCUGCAGGUGGUGAACUGUAUGAUUAUUUAUCUGAACGUAAAGUACUUGACGAAGAGGAAGCUAGGAGGAUAUUUAGGCAGAUAGCCACAGCUUGUUAUUACUGCCAUAAACACAAAAUAUGUCAUCGAGAUCUCAAAUUAGAAAAUAUUUUACUUGACGAAUAUAACAACGCAAAGAUAGCAGAUUUUGGUUUAUCAAACGUAUUCGACGAUCAAAGGCUACUAAAUACAUUUUGCGGUUCACCUCUUUACGCUUCCCCUGAAAUAGUUAAAGGAACCCCCUAUCAAGGUCCUGAAGUGGAUUGUUGGUCUCUUGGAGUACUUCUGUAUACUUUAGUCUACGGAGCAAUGCCUUUUGAUGGUAGUAAUUUCAAGAGACUAGUCAAACAAAUUUCACAAGGAGAUUAUUUUGAGCCAUCAAAACCCAGUCCUGCAUCUCCAUUGAUAAGAGAAAUGCUUACAGUAAAUCCUAAAAACCGUGCUGACGUAGAAAAAAUUUGUAGCCAUUGGUGGGUAAACGAAGGUUACAGCGAUAAUUGUCUAGAUAUAUCCGAAGAUUUGGCUAAUCAAACUCCAGUUCGUUUAGAUGUUCUUUUGGCAUUAGCUCCUCCUCCUCCUCAGCUAGAAAGCGAAAAAUUGAUGUUAACUGGAGAUGAAAACACGCAGUCAAAACCGACCGAACCGAUUGCUCCCACUAGAUCACAAUCUGUUGGUAGUCUUAUGGAAUUAUCUCACCCGGCUGAAAGAAGAAUACUCAAUAUGUUGUUAGAUGAUAAAGUUACCCCAAAGAGAAAAUUAGAAACGACUGUUAGUACAGAUAGAGCCAAUUUGGACAAGAGAAAAGAAAAGAUAAUCAAAGAAAACACCAUAGCUGAUAUUACAGUACAUGGGGCGCACAAAGAAAUUGAAGAACAGGAAGAAAUCAAACCGUUACCUUUAGAUAAAAAUUCAACACAAACUGUAUCACCCAAAGAAAUGGAGAUUGAACAAGAUGUAGAUCCUAAUUUACAAGGAGCAGCUUGUACACAAAUCAUCGAGGAAGCCGAAAAGAAAAAAACACAGAAGCUCAAAAAGUCAUUAACAAAAACAAUUAGUAAUAAUAUUCUAGAAAAUAUUAACGAAAUGCCUAGCCAGGAAAAUGUAGCAGAAUCGUUGAAUAAAGAAAACGUAAUUGAACCUACUAAAGAGGAGACUACACAAAAAGAACCACAAGAAAGUGAAGUUAAAAAAUCUGAGUCCAAGGCGCCUACAAAAAAGAAGGCAGUGAAAGUGUUGUCAGAUAAAAAUGAAAAUUCUGUAGAAGCUCCUGUUGGCGAAUCCGAGAAACCCAAAAAGGAAGAAACUCCGCAAAAAGAAACAAAAGAACCAGAGCCAGAGCAGCCUUCCAAACUAAUAGAGAGAAGAAAAUCGAGAAUCUUCGAAGCCGCGGAAAAAUUCCAGAAUCUAAUUUCGCCAACCGAAUCAAAACCUACAGUUACCGAAAAACCAAAGAAGAUACUUAUACCAGGGGUAAGCGUAGAUGGUUUUAAAAAAGAAUUCGAAAGAAAAGCUAGCCUAACAUCAACUCCCAUUAAAGUAAAAGGUGCCUUAAAUAAAAAAAUACCAGUUAAAAAGUCUGAAGAAAAGGAACAAUUAGAAGAACCAGCGGAAAAACCAAAAACUGAGACUGAUGAUCAGAAAAAAGAACGCGUUCGAAAUGCCGUAAAUAUUAUUUCAAGUGCCUUAGACAAAGAAGGAGCAAGAAAGUCGAAAUCUCGUCCCUGUAUUGAACGUAAACCACCAGUACCUUUCGGAGUUAGUGGUAGAUCAGCGUCUGGCAAUAUAGGGAUGUUAACGCAACCUUUAUCUCCACCACCUGGGCCAAAACCUUACGUGCCACCCAAAUUCGAUAACUUAAAUGUCCAGAAAGUUGAAGACAAACCACAAGAUGUGGAAGAAAAUAAAGUGUCGUCUGCGGAAAUAACUCUCAAAUCGGCAACGUUGCCUAGGAGAAAGACCACCAAGGCUGAGAUUCAAUUGAACUACCCAGUUCCUAAACCUCCGGCUAUGGGCUUCAAGACUGAAAUGGCACAUAACGUUGAAGGUUAUAAUCCCCAGCGAACCGAAGUUGUCGCAGAUGUUACUUUGCCGCGACCAAAAUUGGAUAAUUCAUCUAGAGAAAGAAUAAUACCAAUAGCUUUUGAAAAACAAGAUAGCCAAGAGUCUAUUCAAAGCCCGUCGCAAACUAAACCACCUGCACCACGAACAUACCCAACUCAAAAAUCCAAUUUGUCAAGGCAAUCAACCCAAGAAUCCGAUACAGAAACUGUUGCUUCAAGUGGCGAACCAAUAAGAAAAUCUCCUAGGGAAUAUAUUAUUCCGAUAGCUGUUGAAGGUGGAGGUUAUGUAACUCCAAGAGCAGGAAGCUUAGAACCGAGCGAUACGGCUAGUACAACAAGUACAAUGACUAAUAGGAGCAAAACCAAAUUUGGAAGAGGAACCAGGAGACUCAAUUCAUUGUUCAGCGAUAGAGAUUCGGAAGAUGAGUCUUCACCAUUUCAAGCUUUCCAUCACCCUAGAGAUAGCGACAAUGAAGAUUCUAGGAAGGACGCUUUCCAUAGACUUAGGACCACACGUACUAGAAAGUCUAAUUUAGAACACGCCGACUCCGUAAGCUCUGGCGACGAGGAUGACGACGAAGGAUUCGAAAUACUUACAGCUGAAAAUCUAUUUUCUACUCUUCUUUCUAGGGUACGUGAUUUAACUCAAAGGUUAAAUGUGGAUGAGGGAGGAAUGAGACCUGGCUUCCCGUCUAGUAGAUUGUUUAGUCAUUUUGAUCAUGGAACAAAUUUCUUUAAUAGAUUGGAACAUCCUUUGUCAAGGCACUCAUCUUUAGGUAGAACAUUUAGCAGGCCUAUCACUAAAACUACAGUAGGUAGCAGCUUUGGUGUUCCAUGGAGGCGGAGUGUUAGUCGCGAUUUGGCCUCAGAUAUAGAUAAUGUAUUCAAAAAUUCGAAUACACCGUCAUCGUCACGCCCUGCAGAUGAACCUAAGGACGAAAACCUUAAUUUAGCAGAUCUAGAUUUAAAAAAAUUAAAACUCUCCGAAGAAGAUGCUUUGGCACUUUCUUAUUUAACGCCUGGUCUUUCGAAACGCAUCCAAAAACAACUGCUUGCCCAACUAGCUCCAUCCGAAGCUCGAAAAUUGCAUAGAACAAUGUCUUCUUGUACUCCAGAAGAUAAAAUUGGUAGAUCUACAUUAUCUAGAAGAUGCUCAGCCGAGAAUAAUAUUCUUAAAGAAACCGUAGAUAGCACUAAAGAGCCUAAAGUGGUAAAAUCUUUUCUUCCCGUUAAAAGAGAAGAAUUUAGACCUUCUGAAUUUAGUAUUAGAUCAUCUAGUAUCGGCGCUGAACCUAGAUGUGAUAGUAGAUUCCUUAGAAAACCUAGAGUAACAAAAUCAACUUCACUCCGUGAGCCCAGAAUGUAUAAUUCGAAAACUGAUUUACAAAGUCCAGAUUCUAGUAUAUCCGAAAGUAUUUCCACUUCCUACAAAAACGAUAGCUCAAAAUGUAUCUCGGAUUCUUCAGCAUCAAGACCAUAUUCAAAAUAUUCUUCAGAAUCUCUAUAUAGUAGAUACUCACCAAACAAAUCCUUGGAUACCAUCGAUAGUAAGACUGAUCUACAAAAACCGUCCUCUUCAAAGAAACUUUCAAGAUUUUUAAGACCGGACUUUUUUGAUGGUCCUAAAGACGAACAUGUAUACCUAAGAGAUAAAAAAGAGCGCGAAAUGGAAACCCAGAAAGUUUUAAAAGAAAUAAGGGAUAAAAGGAAGGGCAGGCUAUAUUCUAAAAGAGAAGGUUCAACCUCAAAAGAAAAAUCUGAAGACGAAUUGAUCAAAGAAACCGACGUUAUUCUUGAUAAGGUAUCUGACAGUAUCAAAAAUUUGGAAAAUGCAAAUAAUAUACAUGAUUAUGUUAAUAUUGCUGGUGCUACUAAUAACUGUGAUUCUCUAGAUAAUAUUAAAAUUGAUACGGAUAAAAUUAUACACGAUUAUGUCAAUGUUAAAGCACCAAAAAAUCUAACGAAAAAAGAUAAGCCAUCCAGAAUAGCAAGACCAAAAAGUUAUCCAACAGAGAAUUUAGUCAAAGAAAGUAUUUCAAAAGAGAAACUCAAAGAAAAUAGUAAAGAAACUGUUUCUCCUGAAAAAGAAUCCAAACUAAGUAAAUUAAGAAAAGGUUUCAGUAAAAGUAAAGAAAAGACUAAAGAAGAUAAAAGUGAAAGUCCCAAAAACACAAAUGAGGAUGAAAAGGUGCAGAAAAAUAAGCUGCUGCAAAGUUUAGAGAAGAAAUUCGAGAAAUUCAGAACAUCCAAAGACCAACAGGUCAUACAAGAGAAAAAAUCUACUGUUGAAAAUGCAAUUAAAAGAUUAAGAGAACAAAGUUUGCCAAGAAAUUUGGAACAUUGUACCGAAUCCGGUUUGAUAAAGAGAGCUGUAUCAGUAGAAGACUUAUCAUGUAGUAAUAAACCUUUACAAGCUUCGAGAAAAUCAGUUACUAAAAUUUUAGGACUUUUCAAAAAAUAUGAGGAACAAGAAAAGAAAAAAUUUUUGAAGAAACAAAAAAAUAAGAAUACCAAGAAAGAAAGUGAUAAUGAUAACAAAACUGUGAUUUCCAAUGAUGAGAAUCAAAACGAUUCUACUGAAAGUACCAUUAAAAAAGAGAGACCUAAAUCUUUACUAAUUGAUAAGAUGAAGCAUUUCCAAAACGGCACUACUGAAAAAGAUAGUAAACCCAAGUCAAAAUUACCAGUUAAUUCUUACAGACGUAGUUUAAAUUUGGAUAAUAUGUCCGAUUCCGUAAAUAACAACGAAAAACCUGAUAGAGCAAAUUUAAAACUCGAUUUUUCAAAAGUUCAAAGCAGAAGUGAACCGAUAGUGAUCAAAGAACCUGUUCCUAGUACUAGUACCCACGAUGAUAACUUUAACGACAAUAGAAAUUCUAUAGCGAUGACUGACGACAGCUCAACUGUAUUGUCACCUUCUGAUGAUUAUCAGAGCUGCGAUUCGUGGUCGGUGAUGUCCGAAUAUCCUAACGUCAAUGAUCUACAUUCGCCAUUAUCUCCUAAUGGUUAUUUAUAUUCCGGGGAUGAAAAUGAAUCUGUGAUCGAUAGGAUUAGAAGGAAAAGUUUCUAUACCAGAUUUAACGAGAAAAAGAGAAUGAGAAAACCGAAUAAUUAUAACUUAGACUUGGGAUAUAAGAGUCCAACGGAUUAUAGUUCCCUAGAUAGGAAAAAUUAUGACUACAGAUCAUCAAUUACUCGUAGACCUAGUUACAUCGCCUCUGCUCAAGAACCUUCUAGAAAUUAUAAUCGGCCUUACUCAAGAAGCUCUUCUUUAUUAAACGACUAUGUGAACGUUCCCAAUCGUUAUCAGACUUAUAGUUCCAAAAUUGGGAGGCCUGCUUCUUCCUUAUAUUCCGAUUCUGAGGAUAAUACAAUUGAUGAUUUGCUGACAACUGCUAAACCUAGAAAUUACAGUUUAUCAACACCUCCAUCCAGAUUGAGUCGAGGAUCCGUUUCUCCCUCUAAUGAAUAUUUUCUUAGUCAUACGUCUUCCUCGUUGAUACCGCCAAAUAUGCCAGAACCUAACUGAUACUGUCAAAACUAUUAAAACUAAAAAAAAAUAUUUCUAAAAAUCUAGUUGCUGUCUACUCUACUUCUGAAUACGAUAUCAAGCCGAUUUUUAGUAACCGUUAUUAUACUGUAUUUUCAUUAAAUUAUUUCAGGAUAAUAUCUAUUGUACAAUAACUAAUUUAUCCUUUUAUACAUAUCCAAAUUUUUUUUUCUUUAGAAUUGAUCCAUAGAGUAUAAUUAUAACAGUUCCACUGGAUUCACACUCCAUUCUUUGAGUAUCUUAAUUAUCUGUAAUUUUAUUAGCAUCGAAAUCUAUAAGUAAUAAAACAAGAGUGGGACAGUAAACGCAAACUCCACAGAUUGAAAAGAUUAUUUGUUAUAAAACAUACACACAGUAAUUUAACUCUUAAAAGAAACAUUGCAUCUUUUGCCAUACUGGCUUCGAAAAAAAUUUCGAUUCUAAAAAGGAAUUCCGUAAAUAUAAUUUAAAAAAAAUUGAAAAGGAAAAUAAUAUUGAACAAGAUGUUGUCAUAAAGUCUCGAAUAAAUUAGCUAAAUAAAUCCAAAUAUAUUCUACAAAGAGUCUUAUAUUUGUCUGAUGGUCAACUGUAGUAACUCCAUAACAAAGCUGAUUUAUUUUUUUUUUAUUUUGUUUUAAAUAGCCUCAAACGACAAAAUUAUUUGUAGAUAAUUCUGGUGAUAAGGGAUGCCACUUGAAGUACUACAUGAAUAAUUAAUUAUAUGACCAAAAGUUUUUCCCCAAUCAUUUUAAAUUUCAUGUUUAUUGUGAUCAGGUCUUGAUGAAACGAAAGUUCAUUCUUUAAUAUCAUAUCAAUCACGAAACUUCUUCAAUUUGAUAUGGUUUUCGGUUUACCUAUCCUGGAUUCUUCGUUCUUUAAAGCAAUUGUAACCAUUUUUCAUCUUUUGUAUACAUUUUUAUGAAUUAUAAUAUCUCAGCUUUGCAAAUUCGAUUUUGAUAAUAAUCAGUGAAAGUUGUGAUAUGGAUCUCCAAGUGUUUAAAAUCAGGUUUUGAUUAAUAAGAUGUUAAAUUAGCUUUAGAUUACCCACCUCAGACAUUAUCCUGUUCACAAAUAAUAUCGAACAGAAUAGAAUUUGUUGUUUGGUUGGCAGGAAAAUAAUCAAAUUUCUAUAUAAAGGGUGUUUCUAAAUUAAUGCGACAAAAUUCAGGAGGUGAUGGCUCGUAUGAAAUUAAGAUGGGUCUUCCCUAUAACAAAAUUUCCUCACACUACCCCUUUCCGAGGUAUCAUCCUUUAAAAGGUGGGGACAAAAAUUCAGUUUUUGUUUUAUUUUCUAAACGUGUACGGCCAUCUAUGACAUUUUGGCUAGAGGGGGUUAUUUCCAACAUUUGUAUGUAUGUAUAUGUUUAUAUAGAUUUAGGGUCUCGUAUACACUGUGACCCAAAGGAUCUAUUGUGUCCCCCUUUCUUACUGCGAUACUGGAGAUCCCAGUGUUUAUAGCUGAUCCAUUAAUCCCACUCCUUUUAAUAUGUGGGAUGGCUUUAUUUGCCAGAGAUCCUCGCCUUCUAUUUCAUAUGCUGCCAGGUGUUUCACACUUCGAGAGAAUGUUCGUCCUCUGUGCAACAAAACCUGCACGCCGAUAUCAUCUUGGCGGAAGAGAUUUUCUUUUUUCAUGAUUUUCUUAAUGGAACGAUCCAAUAAUGGUUUCUUUAGACUUAAUGAUUGUUGUGAGUCCUUACACAAUAACUCGCAGCAAUUAAUUAUAAUUGAUUUUCAUGAAGAAUAGUCUCUAUAAUGCUUAUAAAACCAAAUAUUCACCUCAACCCCAUAUUUUUUCCAGUUGAAACCCACCGUUUAAUAAACAGACGGUGCAAUUUUUUCUUCAUUAUAUAAAAGGGUGCUUUUAAAAAUUCGAAUGAACAAACUAAUAGAUGGUGCACCAUGUAUAAGUGAACAAUUUCUGACACUUAGAUUUCACAAGGUACUGUUUCCAAAAUUAAUUAAAAAAUCAAAGUACAUGGACAUUAUCAUGUGUAGAAGAAAAGCAAACGUAAAAAUAAUGUCACAUAACUGUCUUUAUGAAAACUCAAAUAGAUAAAUUUCAUCCAUUUGAAUUCAGCUAACAGAAGAUGAUAAGGAAAACGCUGCUCCGAUAUGUCCCGGAACAUUAAAUACAGACAGAGACAACGCAAUAAACGUAAACAAACACGACUGCUUCCUACGAUUGCCACUAUUGUGAAGCCACAUGGCAUACCAUAUUUUUGCAAAAAUUGUUUCAAAUAUAUUUUUACACAAAAGCGUUGUAAGCCUAAAAAUAAAUAAAAUAUAGCCUGCCUCAGUAGAAUCUGAUGACAUGUUAUCGCUACUUGGUACAAAGUCGUCGGCACGACUGUCAUGACUAUCUUCAAAAAAAUCAGAAUUAGAACUGCUGCUUCCACUAAAAAUGGCACUUGAACGAGCACGUGUAUCGGAAAUCGACGCCAUUGUGAUAAGGCUAACCAUGUUUUACGCGAAAAGAUGAUGAAAUUUGCUAUUGCUAUAUAGUCGAAUUAAAUUUUUAGUGGCUUAACAUAGUUUUCGCCUUUUGUGUGGCUCACCAUUGUAUUGCUCUAAGGUCUUCAUAUAUAUAUAUAUAUAUAUAUAUAUAUAUAUAUAUAUAUAUAUAUAUAUAUAUAUAUAUAUAUAUAUGUAUAUAUUAUAUAUUAUAUAUUAAUUUAUAAACAUAGAUCGAUUUAAAAUCAGUUGUUUAGAGGUGCAUCUUUCGAUUCUCAAUCUCAAACAUUCAAAAUUCAAAGAAGUAUUUUUUGGAGUUACGUGGUGUACUUAAGCGAUGAUAUUGUGAUUGGUCAAAGAGUUUAUGUUGAUAUCCUGUAAAUUUUUUCACAAUAUUCUACAACAUGAAAAAUUAACGUAUUCAAAUUUGAUUAUUUUCAGUUCUAGUCGUAGUAAUGAGGCAGUGUUAUAAUCAGCUUGUUGAAAAUAUGUUUUAUACAAAGUAUGAGUGAUAGUAUUAUUUCAAUACCUUGAAUUAUUUUUUCUGUGCAGUCUCGAAAUAUAUUUCCAUAAUUUUUUUUAUGCAUUUGAAAUCGUUAUUUCAUUCUUUUUAUCUAAUUUUUAAAGUAGGUAGUAAAUAUUCAAAUUAGUAUUAUUGAAAACAAAAUUGACAGCAAGUAGUUUUUUUGUGGAUUCUGUUAAAUUGAGGUUUUUUACUUUAAGCUCUCUAUUUGUUAAUUUUAAAUUGAUUGAUUUGUGAAUAUUGUUAAAAUUUUGAGAAAUCUUUAAAUAAAAUUCAAUUACGUAAUAUAAACGCAAUAACAUAUCUUAUAAAUUUGUUUGUAUAGGUUUUCUGAAAAUUUUUCGAAAAAAUAGAUAAAACGUUUUAUAUUAUAACAUUUUUAUUUUGAACAAACUAGUCACUAAAAAAGUUUUAUUUUUUCGAACAAUUUGUAUCAUAUGGAUGUUUUUUUUGCUUUCAUAACUUAUUGUAUUUAUCUUUGUUUAGUGUUUUAAUAUUUAUUCUUUUAAAGCCUUUUUCCAGAGUUUUUACUGAAAAUUUAGCAAGUUACUAAUUUUCACUACAUUGUAGAAUUAUUUAAAUUUCUUUCUUAUCAGGUAUAGUCGACUAAAAUAUAUGAAUAUUUGAGGCACCAGAAAGUUUAGGAUAAAUAAUAUAUUUUAAUCAUUAUCGACAUUUGUAAAAUUUAGAAAUGAAAAAAUUAAAAUAGAAUAUUAUUGAUAUUUCCAGAAAUUGCCUCUAGUUGAAAAACAAACCUCAGUGCUUGAUAUGAAUAGAAAUAUUUUGUGAGAAAAAUGAUCAAAACAAAAAAAGUGAUAAGAAAUCUGUAAUGGGUAAGGACAAUGAAGUGUAAUAACAUAAAUAGUACAGAAGAAGAAGAAAAGUGGAAAAAUGAAUAAGAUUGCAAUUUAUAUAUAAGUUAAAUGGGAAAUAAAUGUAAAGUAUUUUUGUAUUUGAAAAAAAAACAAAUUUAUAUAUAUUGAAAUAAAGAUAUUGAGAUAAAAGAAGGUUGAUGGAAGAAGAAAUAAUGAAUAACCUAAUGUGCUGUUCAAGAACGAAAUAACAUGUAUACAUUACGAUGAGAUGAAAUCUGCCCUGUUUCACUGUUAGCUAAAUACCAUUAUCAUUAGGGUGUCCAAUUUUCCCGAAUUCACUUUUGGUCUGCAAACGCCCCUCAAAUUUUUAGGUUAUGACCAAAAAAAUCAUACCCAAAACAUUUGAUUAAGAUGAGAUUUUUGCAUUUUUUACAGUUAAUUUUUUCCACUAAAACAAAUGUAGCUAAAAAUACUCAAACAGCAAUUUCUUGUAGGAAAUUUAACGCUCUACAAAAAAGAUCUGAAUGUCUUUGUCGAUUAAAUUAAAUUAAAAUUAUGGUUCAAAAGUUAUUCAACGAUAAAGUUGUAUUCAUCGAUUUUAAUUGAAUUUCCACAAUAAUUUUUAUUUAUAGCAAACAAAACGGUAACGUUAAGUCCAAAAUAAAGUAUAUUUUUGCUUAUAAAUAAUAAUUUUCCUCUAAUAUUUCUUUGUCAAAUAUUUUUAGUUGCAGUAGAAUAUUUGGAUCUUUAUUUACUUACAACUUUAAUCAAAUAUUGUUUUUGAUCUUCUGGAGUAGUUAAUCUGUUGAUAUAAUCUUGUGUUAUUUGAACAAUUCCUUCAGCUACAUCGUUUACUAGCUACAGAUUAUUAACAAUUGUCAGCACUUUUGAAGUAAUUAUCUAUUUGUUCUUAGUUGCUAUUUAGUCUCCCUCUUCAUUCUUUAGUUGUUUUCUUGCUUCUAUUAUUUUCCACGUUAAUCUGUCUGACUUCAUAAUAAUCGACAGCUCUUUCUUCUUUAUAUUUUUUUUAUUUUUGAUUAUUAUUUUGGUACUUUUAAUUCUAUUUUACUCUGCCUCAAGUAGUUUGCCGGUUAUUCUAUUUCUAUUGUAUUUUACUUUACUUACUUUCCAUGCUGUUUGAUUAAUUAUCGCAAUAAUUUCAAAAUUGUUAAGUUGCUAUUUGGUCUCCCUCUUCAUUCUUUAGUAGUUUUUCUUGCUUCUAUUAUUUUCUUUGUUAAUCUAUUUGACUUCAUAAUAAUCGGCAGCUCUUUUUUGUUUAUAUUUUUUUAUUAAUGAUAAUUGUUUUGAUACUUUUAAUCCUUUUUUAAUUUGACUCACGUUCUUUUUCUGGUUAUUCUAUUUCUAUUGUAUUUACUUUUGACUUAUUUUCCAUAGCGCAAUAAUUUAAAAUUGUUAAAAAGAAAAAGGAAAAUGAAUAUAGAGAGAUAACUAAAAUAAUCAAAAAAUUUGAAUGAAAAAGAUUAAAAUAAAAAACUAGAGGUACACCAAAUUGAACGAGUUCAUACAAGGAGAGAGUCAAAAAAAUAUAUAAAGCCCUAUAACCUCGGGUAGAUAGAAGACAUGAUCAUAAAUUAUACAAAUUUAUUACUCAAUGGAAAACUUUCUGUUUGUCUUUUGAAUAGAUCAUAAUGUUUAGGAACAACUUCCAAGAUUUACUUUAUAUAUUUGAUUGCUUGCUAUAUUUUCACCCAUCCCAGUUAAUAUAUCUGGAAAUUGGCAUAUUCUUAUAUAUUUAUUUUAUACACAAUCCAUUUUAUCAAAAUAAAUAUCUAUCGAUAUUUUCAAUAAAAAUGUAGUAAAGUACUACUAAAAAACUGUAGAAUGUUAAAGUUGUUGAAGUUUUAAAUAAUUUUAAUAGUAAUGUUGCAAUAUGUAUUUCAUUAUAUUUACUUUUAUCAGUUUUUCCCAUGAAAAUAUUUCACUAUAGAUUUUACAAUUGUUACGUCACCCCUUACCCCAUUUCUUAGGUUGAGGUUUGUGUGAAUUUGUUAAGAGUUGUAUGUUGACUUUUGCGAUUUCAUAAAAAAUUAUCGAAAA